Molecule: messenger RNA, 4089 nt
Organism: Paramuricea clavata
Lineage: Eukaryota; Metazoa; Cnidaria; Anthozoa; Malacalcyonacea; Plexauridae
Source: the annotation of a GenBank genome assembly
CUCUUAACCAAUCAGCGUUCAGAAUUUACAAAUGCUAUCUUCCGGAAAUGAUGUCACGUCAGUUUCGUAGAUGGAAACAAGUGCUUACCGUAUGUAAACAAAAAUGGCCAAAUGCAACAGAUGUCAUACAACAUUCUAAUAACACGAACCUUCUCGCUUCGAGCUCACAGCAAAUUCAAGAUGGACAUGCUUUCACGUUGCAGAAAGCAAAUACCUAAAUCACCCGAGACGAAACGGAGGAGUCCGCGAAUAGCUCAACACAGCCAGCCUUCAACAACGAAAAGAAUUGUACGAACAGAUAUAAACGACAAGUGUUUUGCAAACAUUGAUAGCUCCUUGCCGGCCAUUUCACAAAGACAAAAUGGAAAUAUCAUUCUUAGGAUAUUGGCCAAACCAGGAACGAAGCAAAGUGGAAUAACAGGUGAUACUAUAAUAACAUAAUUAUAUAUUAUUUUGGUUUCUGAGAGGGCAAGCUGGGAAAUAUUAUUAUAUUUGGUGAAAGAUUGCUGAAUAAUAUUAAUUAGUAACAUAUUAAAUAUUUAUGUCUUCAAAAACGUUAGCAAAUAUAAAUAUUUUAAAUGCUGGUCCACUUGUAUGCACAAAAUUAGUAUUUAAUACCAAAACUAAGGAUGAUCUUUUCACUUGGGAAACAUGUCGUGUUUUCAUGUUGAAACAUUGUGAUGCUUAUAAUGGGUGAAUCAGACUUGCAUUGGGCCCUAAUGGGUCGUUCCAGAAAAGAUCAACACUCAUGCACUUUCCCCACAGAUGAAAUUUCUUGCCGUCCAGAGAAGAAUUUGUUUCUGAUAAUACUGUAGUAUUGUAAGUUUAUUAGUAUUAGGGAAGGGGGUAGGAGGGUUAACUUCCAAUUUCCUCUCUAGGCGUGAUAUGGAUGUUUUGUGGAAUGAUGCAAUGUGCCCAAUUUGAAAAAAAUAGAAAUUUUCAUUCUCAAUUUAUGCUAAAAUCAGGCUUGCGAAUUGGCAGCUACCUGCUAAUUCAAACCCUGAUGAAAUUCAUGGACGUGCACACAUGAUUUGAGGGACGCAUUAGUUUUGGGUACUUGAUCAAGUACCUUUCAGCACAUGGCCUGAUUUAUAGCAUUCUUUCUUCAAUAAUCCCCCCUCCCUCUCAUACAUACCCAAAAUAGAUUAACUCAACUCGAUUUAUUGUUAGUCCAAAGAAAAAAUAUGUUGGUUUCCCGUCCCUACCUAUAGCUUUUGGCUACUGAAUCACUGACCCUAAUCUUGUUAUCUGAAGUUUCCAACCUAGUUUGUAGAGUUAGUUUUGUGCUAUCUAUAUAAAGUAUAACCUGUUUGUUUCAAAGUUAAUAUAACAUUUAACAAAUGUUUGUGCCAUUUGUGCUGCCAUAAUUGACAUAGAAUAUCACUUUCAUGCAUGAGUAUUAAAUACAAAUGUUUGUGCCAUUUGUGCUGCCAUAAUUGACAUAGAAUAUCACUUUCAUGCAUGAGUAUUAAAUUUAUAAAAAAAAGUGAACAAAAAAAACCCUUACUUACCCUACCUAAGUUUUUGCAAGGAGAAAUAGGAAACGCAGGUAUUUCUUUCUUUUUUGGCCUUACGAUGUAAUUUCAUUUUAGAUAUAGCAGAUGAUUGUAUUGGAGUUCGAGUGGGUGCUCCAGCUCGAGAAGGCGAAGCGAAUGCUGAACUGGUGACUUAUCUCGCAUCCAUAUUGCGACUAAGGAAAACAAACAUCAUUGUUGAGAAAGGAUUAAGAUCUCAGAUUAAAUCAGUGUUGGUAAAUAAAAAUGGCUUGACUAUUGAUAGAGUGAGGGGUUUGGUAGAACAGGAAGUCAGCAAAGGUUCAGAGUAAGGUGUUACAUGUACAUGCAGCUAUCGAGGAUGCAUACAGUACCGUAUAUAUUAUGUGACAUCUAGUUAUGUAUACAAUCAAACCUCCCAUAAGUGGACACCCUCAGAACCAAGGCAUGAUGUUUGCUAAUGGGAGGCAUCCUCUCAUAAUUAUGAGUGGUUAUUAAUAUUUAUUAAUAAUUUAUUAAUAUUAGUGUAAUACUAAAAUAUGCAAGUCUCUCAUUCAAUUGUAUGACUGGUUAGCAUCAAAUAGGUUUUUAACCCCAAAUAUGAUUUUUGGUAUGCAUAUUUGGUAUUAUUAAUUUUGGUCAUUCUUAGAAGAAAUGCAAUAUAUCUUUAUAGUAAAAAAGCUCAUCUUGACCAACUUUUUCACUGACCUUGUAUGAUGUCAUUAGCCAACUAACUGGGCUAGUCCUUCAUGGCUACUUUAGUACCUGGAUUUUUGGAGCAAUAAACAAAGGAAAGCUAAUUUGCAAUACAUCUAAUGACAUCAUAUCCAACAACUUUAACAGUGAAAAAAUUAAUCAAUUUAAGGUUUUUUUCCAUAAAGAUACGUUACACUUCUCACUAGAAUGAUCCAAAUAUAUACAAAACAUCAUAGUUGGGGUUAGUGGCACUUUAUGAAAAAGCAUAUAAUAAUUAGCAAUGAAAUUAAGUAUUCCUUGUAUGAUGUCAUUCCAUGAAUAAGAUGAAUUUUUGGAGCAAAAAACAAAGGAAAGCUAAUUAUUUGCAAUACAACAAAUGAAAUCAUAUCCAAAAACUUUAACAGUGCAAAAGUUGAUCAACAUGAGAUUUUUGAUACUAUAAAAAGAUAUUACACCUCUUCCUAGACUGAUCCAAGUAUUACACAUAUAUUCAAAAAAUAUAUAUUUGGGGUUUAAGUGGCAUGAAAAAGCAUAGAAUAAAGCAAUGAAAGUUAUAAAAAAUAGAAUUAUGAAAAUGAGUUAUUCCCAUGCAUGGUUUACAAUAUAUUGGACAACUUGACCCAUCCAAAAAAUGUUGAAAACAAAUAUUUUGAAAACGCAAUGGACAUUAUUUAGGACAUUAUUUAGAGUACACAUGCAUUUGAAGUCCUAUUAAUGUUAAAAUAGGUCACAACAACUUUAAAACACAAUAACUUAAAGCAACACUGACAAAAUAUAUUAAAGAAUUUACGAUACGAUUUGGCCUCACCACUUGUCAAAGGUAUCAGUCUUCCCUGCAGACCGCUCCCAGAUAGGGAAAAAAGUGACACUUGCAACGUUAGGGGUGGGGAAAGAAAUAACCCUGCUGUUAUUUGAUAAACUCUUUUAAAGGUGUUUUUGGUUUAGUGCCUUUGGUUUUAUUACAAUAAUAUAAAUACAAGCUAUAAUAAUGCUAUACAAAAUCUUCAUAAAUGUUUCAUUUUCCUCAUCCUUGUUGAAUGGAAACCAUUGACAGGUUUAGACUCUGCACUGACAACAGAAGGCAAUGUAGUGUACGUCUUUUUGAAACUUGUCAAGCCCGUUAAAUUCCUCAAACGCUACAAGGAAAAGAGAACGCAAAAUAUGUUAAAUUUCGUCAUUGCGUAGAAUUCCCAUCCUCGUUCCCAGGUUUCUCGGCUGCCUGCGUUGUCAGCCGAGAAGCCCUGGGAACGAGGAUGUAGAAUUCCCAACUUUGGGCCACAGAGUAAUUACAUACAGAGGUCUCACUUCAGGUUAAUUUAGCGUAAUGCCCGUUAUGUUCUUAGCCAAGUUCCCUAAAGAGAGGCCGUCGACCCCUGAAAACAUAUUGAAAUUUAAUGUCCCGGGGGGGUGGGGGUGUGAAUGCGGAAUGCCUCACUUAGGGCAUUUGCUAAGAACAUGACCGGCAGAUAUGCGCAGCAAAAACUACUUUACGGUUUUUUUCGCGGAAGUGAGACCUCUGUAUAUAAUUACUCUGUGGUAGAGUGGUCAAAGUUUUUUUCCCAAGAGAUGGUAGUUUAGUUGAUUUUUCCGGCCUUGAAAUUCAAGAUAUGACUUAAAACAUAAUGAGCUUUUUUGAAACUAUAAAUUUUCGACAAAAAAUACACAGAAUGUCAGGUGGUUACUUUUACUGUACCAUGCAUUAACAAAUUUUUAUUCAGUUUAUAAAAUAGUGAAAAUUACCCACCAUUUCUUCAGCCGUGAUUUCUGCAGGUUUCUUUAUAAUGAGUGGAGUUUUAUCAGCAAACACGCGGUUGAAAUUCACUUCUCUAUUUUUCAAUUCAAGACGAUAUUUCUCUAUUUCGUUUUUCAGGAACUGAACCUCGUCGUCUUUCUAAAAUGA